This is a messenger RNA of Diabrotica balteata, 2943 nucleotides long. The record is from the annotation of a GenBank genome assembly. NCBI's taxonomy places the organism in Eukaryota, Metazoa, Arthropoda, Insecta, Coleoptera, Chrysomelidae.
GAUAUAAAUUUUUUGGUUAGGAAUUUGGUGAAGAGUUAAGUAUUGCCAUUGCCAGUCUUCAUAUUUUCCUUAUUCCUUACGGUUUUAGCGAACAAUGUCUGUUGGAGAAAUAAAGAAUGUUGAUGCUAUUUUGAAUAAGCUGUCUCUUAACGAAAAUCCCAAUGAAAAUAUCAAAUACCAAUUUGUUUCUGUAUUUAAAAAUCCUAGUAAAUUACCAAUUAAUCAAAUACAUCUGGAAAGAACUUGGUAUGAGUUGAAGAAAGACAUUCCAAAAGAUUUGGAUAAACGAUGGCUACCAAAAGUUAUUUUAUAUAACUAUGAGCCCUAUGUAUUUACCGAGUCAGAAGAGGAGAAUAUAGGUUUCAUAACCAACAAUGUUCAUUUUAUAGACAGUUUACAGUAUUUACUAAAGUGCAACUUUCAUCAAUUUUGGUGUACAAUUUUGUUUGAACCAUCGGCUGCUGUUUCAUUGCGUAGUUUUAUUUUGAAUCCUGUUACUUCCCAUCAGUUGGCAUAUUUAGAACAUGAAUAUGCUGAUGUUUAUAAAACAGUAUUUAAGACGUUUCUAUUAGUAUAUCGAAGACUGGUUACAUUUAAAGUAUCAGAAUCCGAAUAUAUGCCAAAGGAUUAUGGAUACGAACAAUUAUUACACAAAAAGUUAAUAAAUUUACCAGUAGUGACUACAUUAGCGUUGUUAUAUAAAGAAUCGAAUGUUGAUUUUGUGAAUAUUUUGACAUCUUUGUAUUUCGACAACACAUCUCAGCUGGAUUUUAGGUUCAAGGAAAUAGAAGAAUCGAUCAAUCAAACAUUACUGGUUAUGGAAAUGAUUGGAGGACACGUCUGUGGUUUUAGUGAGGGUGCAGUAGUUGUCCCAAUAGCUAUAGGUCCACGUCCACCAGUAUUUGAUUUGAAUUGGAUUUAUUCAGUGGUCAAUUAUCUUUUAAAUACAAUGGCCCUUCUACAUACGCUUUUGGAAUUUUAUAAACCAGCAAUAGAAAUGUGUAUAGAAAAAGAUUUGCCUUUUAGGAUACCUUUUACAUACGUAAGCAUUUACAGAGAACUCUAUGAGUUUAUUAGUGAUAGAGAAGACUUAGAAUUACAAAAAACACUGUCUGAGAGGGUAUUCGAUGAAAUUAAUAUAGGUCGUGCGGAAUUUGUUGAUGUAUACCACUUAUUUGUAACCCAUUGUUUGGAUAAAACUUUGGAAUGCAUGGGUGAUGACAAGAAACAAGAAGAUUUAGUAGAGUUGUAUUUAAAAUUGAUGACUGUAGCCCUUGAGGACGAUUACUUUAUCUGUGAUUAUAACAUGAAAUAUAACGUUUCUAACCAAAAUGAAAUGUUUUCUAGUUGCACCUUAAUGCAUAAAAAAUUACAACGUUUGUCGAAGUUAAAGAAGCAAACAGUUGAGGAUAUAUUCAAGAAAUUCAAGCCACCCGAAAUAGAAGUAGAAGAGGAGCCAGAACCGACAGCAGGACCUUCCAAUAUUAAUGGAGGAGUAAGUGACGAUGACAUAGAAAGUAAAAUUAAAGAAAUUGUUGAUACUUUACCGCAUUUAGGAGAUGGUUUUGUGUUACAAUGCCUCGAAUCCUAUAAUUUUAAUUCUGCUGAAGUAAUUAAUGCUAUAUUAGAAGAGAAUCUGCCUCCGCAUUUGUCCAACAUUCCAUUUGACCAAAUUCGAAUACCACCAGAACCAGAACCUGCGAAACCCGUGUUAGCUUAUCACGGCAAGAAACCAGAUUAUGAUGACACUUUGAAAUUACUGAAUGAUAAGAGAGAUUUCAAGGAAAUCAAGUCUUUCGUAUUGGAGGGAGUACAAUACACUAAUAACUACCUGUACGAUGAUGAAUAUGACGAUCGAGACUUUGAUGAUAUACCCAUUAAAGUGGCUGAUAAUCAACUCGAGAAAGAAAUUCUUACAUAUAAUCCAAAUCAUGAAGACGCGGCUAGCGAUUCGAGCGAAUCCGAAGAAAGUGAUGAAAAUCAAGCAAAGGGUGUUAGCAAGACCGCAGUAAAUAGUAACCCAAGUGGUUCUGGAACUAAUAGGUCUAAAAUGAACUUCUGUGAAGAUCCUGCUCUAAUUAGAGAAAGGCGAGAAGCCAGAUUUAGGACACAACACAGACCGCCUCCAAAGGGAAACGUUGUUGGAAAGGCGAAAGGUCAAGGUCAAGAGAAAGACGUUUUGAAGGCUAGGGACAAGAAGACCGUCAACAAAUCAUCUAGAGCUAACCAUAAUAGAAAAGGUGGAGCUCAGUGGAAGCGAAAUAAAGGAAUGAUUCCCAUGUAAUGAUCACUAUGGGGAAACGUCUUAUGAAUAUUUCAUACAGUUAAUAUCAAAUGUUGGAAGUAUAAAAAGCGAAGAGUUAAAAAUGUUAAGUUUGUAAUUUUUAUACUUAUAAAUGUUCAAUAAGUUCUUUUUUAUCCUUCCUUAUUAUUUUUAUACUUAGAUGCCUACUUAAUUAUUAGCUUGGCCUCAAUGUAUAUGUUUUAUCUUAACUAUUAUGUUACUAUGCUUAAUAUCUAAGCAAGUUCGUAGCAAAUAUGCUCCGUAUGUUAGGUGCUUUCUACCAACGAUCUGAACAACUUGUUCUUCUUUUGAUUUGACUUUUAUCCCUUAGUAGGGAAUGUAAAUUUAUUGUUAUAGCUUGAUCUCUUCCUAUUUUAUUUUGUAUAUUUGUUAUCCCUUCCAUCUUCAUUUAACUGAAAUCCUAAGUAUUGGCAACAUUCUAAUGUUAUCAUGUUCUAAUGUCCUUUGCAUCAGUUUUUAUAUUUUUUGCAUCAUGGUUUGCUAGUUCGAGAUACUAAGUUUUCUUAGCAUAAUGUCCAAACCUCAUUUUGAGUAUUCUUCAAGGAAUUUCCGUAUCAUAUAGUUUGCAUCGUUAUUCCCAUCUUCACCAAUGGCUUGUUAACGAAAUACUAGUUAAAUUAAAUAAACUGUUAUAUUUG